AUGUCAAUAUAUAUUUCAUCACGGACGAUCACAAUAAUAUUAUUAUGCUUGACACUCGUAUUUAAUGUUGAUUCGAAAUGGAUUGGUGUGUUCCGAACAGUGGAAGCAACACCAACAACCACUAAUUCUCAAAUCACGACCACAUGGAAUACCAUUUCUUCUUUCGAUCGUCAUUCUAUCAGCUCUACAUGGAAUUCUUCUCAAAACAACAAUCUUUUAUCACUUCCAGGAGAUGACAAGGAUGAUUAUGUCCAUCCAAUAUUUAUUUGUUUUUUUGUGUUUUAUUUCUUUGGAUUUUCACUGGUCUUUUGUUAUGCUCUUCAUUUACUUGGAUCUAAAUUUGGAAAAUGGUAUAAAAAUUAUCGAACAAAAAGGAAAUAUUUACAUGGAACUAUGAUUCGAAAUCGAACUCAUAGCAAUCAGAGUGGUGGAAGAGGAGAUAUUGUUACUCCAUUCAAAGUUACAAGUGUUGUUGAAUCACAUACAGGAAAUUCUAAUGCAAUACAUUCAUCACAAAACCAUCAUAUUGUUAAUAAUUAUUUAUAUCCCAUGAAUCAUCCAUCGAAUCAUAUUUUACAAAAUUUAUUUUAUGUUCAAAUUAUACCUUACUUUCUGAUUCGAUUUUUAAUUUAUUUUCUAAUUGGAUUUGAAUUAAUACCUAAGGAUUAUUUUGACAUUGAAAAUCAUUGGGCUCAAUCUCAGAUAUUUCUAGUAGCAUUUUCAUUGAGUGGAAUAUUAUUACACAAUUCCUAUUUUUUAAUUGCAUUCUUUUGGAGUGAAUUAGAAAGUUUCAAAAGAGGAAUUCCCACUCGUCAAAAAAAACCUCUUCUCAUUUUUAUUACAUGUAGUUUAAUUUGGUUUGGAGCUGAAAUUGCUAUGGCUGUUCUAGUAUUUGUGAAAUGUUAUCCAAAUUUAUAUUCACCACCUUCCAAUACAGUUUGGUUCACAUGGAUUGUGAGAGUAGAACAUGUUCUCAAUGCCAUUUUAAGUCUAGCAUUAAUGAUAUGGUUCAUUAUUUACUCAACAUGGAAAAAGAGAUCCAUGUGGAAUUUAAAUUUUGAUGAAGGAUUGAAAUAUUUAAGAACAAGAUAUUCACGACGUCAUCGUGAUGAUGAUUUACGAAAGAAGAUGACUAGUAAGACGAGUAGGAAUAUUGUUAAUAGUAAUAAUACUAUUAGUAAUAAUAAUAAUAAUAAUAAUAAUACUACUAUCAGUAAUAAUAAUAAUAACAAUACGACAAUGACGACUACAACUACAAUGGUUCCAGUGGAUGAAACUUCCAUUCUGAUACCCAAAUCUAAUUCUAAUUCUAAUAAUAAUACUAUUCAUGAAUAUCCCUUUCAACAGCAAGAGAAUUCAUGUCAUCACACCUCUCAACCUUCAUCAUUGCCACCAUCAACACCACUCAAACCAUUCUCAAUGGUGAAUCAUGGUAGGGAAACUCCUCACAAUGAUCAAUCUCAACAACAACAACAACAAUUAUUAGCAUCUCAACAUUCCAAUUCCACCUCUCAAUAUACAUAUCUUUAUCACAACAACAAUAAUAACAACACAACUCGUGGACCACAUUUAAUUACUCGAAUCGAAAAGACAAAGAAAUGGCUCUAUCGAUCCAUGAUUGUGUGUAUUCUCGUCUAUUUAUUACAAUCCUUGUCACAAUUAAUAUUUACAGAAAUAUUUAUUGCAUAUCAUUCCAAUGAUAAUGAGACAACAAAUGGUGGUGUUCUCAUUCUUUACAAUUCCUAUAUCAUUGUUAUUGGAUUAAUUAAUUCACUCUCUGAUUUUACACCCUUUCUCAUGUGUUACAUUUUCCACAAAUCUAAUGAAAUUGUAAAAGAUAUUGUCAGACAAGAUAUGAAUAGUAGUGGUGGUGGUGGUGGUAAUUACGAUGUCAUGACUCAUGAAUCAUCCUAUAAUAUAUUAACAGGAGAUGGAUAUUAUUUAAAUUCACAACAAGUAUCCACCGAUGAUGCAACCUCACUCAGAGAAGAAACUGAAGAUGAUGAUGAAUUACCCAUUCCAAUCAUGAUGAUGCAACCACAACAAAUGAACACCAUCUAUGGAUCUAGUAAUCAUGACACCACCAUCACCAUCACCACUACUACUACUACUCAUCACUUGAUUUCAAAUCAACAACAACAACAUGACCAUCCUUCUCAACUUGCAUUACUCCCAAGACAAGAAUAUAUUUCUCAUUUACAAGAUUCAUCACAAUUACUACUGAGAAAGACAAGUGUUACAUCGACACCCUGUUCAACAACCACAGACAUGUCCAUGACUAUUACUCCACAGCAUUUGAUGACUGAUGGGAUGGUCCAACACACUCAAGUUCACACUUCUCAGAAUUUCUUUUCAAAAUUAUUCAAAAAGUGGAGAAGUGAUGAUGAAAUGCUCGUACAAGUUCCUUAUAAAGAUUAA
This is a messenger RNA of Naegleria fowleri, 2418 nucleotides long. RefSeq lists its product as uncharacterized. The record is from RefSeq and is a predicted model, not a curated record. The transcript has 2 exons. NCBI's taxonomy places the organism in Eukaryota, Heterolobosea, Eutetramitea, Acrasida, Naegleriidae. Bases 1 to 2418 code for a protein of 805 amino acids.